Impatiens glandulifera is the source of this 918-nucleotide messenger RNA. RefSeq names its product homeobox-leucine zipper protein ROC4-like. The transcript is spliced from 6 exons. NCBI's taxonomy places the organism in Eukaryota, Viridiplantae, Streptophyta, Magnoliopsida, Ericales, Balsaminaceae. The record is from RefSeq and is a predicted model, not a curated record. Gene Ontology annotation, molecular function: lipid binding. The coding region runs from base 1 to 918 and encodes 305 amino acids.
AUGACGACUUUAGCACAAAGAUGCCUUGGGAGGCAAAUAACGCCUCUUGACCUAUCAAACUCGGCUCUGAUUGGACAAGCUCAUAGUAACUACCACAACUCGAUUGGAAAGUUACAUUUUCUCGAUCUAGCUGAGAAAGCAAUGAAUGAACACGUGACCGUCUGUCUCUUGAAGAUCGCCGAGGUUAUUCCACCUUCAACUGCCUCCUCCACCGUCCCCGCGCCUCUCCACCGUCGCCGCGCCUCUCCAGCUAAAAAAGAAAUCGUAGGCGAAGGAGGAGGAGUUAUGGAAUCUCUAAACCUCGGAGAGUACGUCAAGUUGUUCGCUCCUUGUUUAGAAAUUAAACCCGACAACAAUUCUACCCAUUAUGCCACCAGGGCGUCUGGCAUUAUUGCCGCCAACAGCUCCACAAUCCUCAGGGCAUUGAUGGAUGAAAAUCAAUGGCCAUAUUUAUGUCAAACCAUAAUUGGUACGAGUGCACUUAUAGACAUAAUUCAAGAAGACAAUGGAACAAACUUGAAAAUGAUGUACGCUGAGCUGCAAGCGCUAUCGUCUUUGAUUCCUGUUCGGAAAGUAAAAUUUAUUCGAUUCAGCAGACAGGUUGCAGAGGGAGUAUGGGGAAUGGUGGAUGUAUCUGUUGAAAAUUACCAUGAUAUUUCGGAAACAAACCCAAUUAUAAAUUGUAGGAGGUUCCCUUCUGGAUGUAUUGUGCAAGAUAUGCCCAAUGGUGGCUCCAAGGUAACUUGGGUGGAGCAUUUGGACUUUGAAAAGAACGAGUUCAAUCAUCCAUUAGGAGUCAUGAGUUGCAGUUCGUCUUUUGGUGCUCAAAGGUGGCUUGGUUCACUCAAGAGACAAUGCCUAUGCUUGGCGAUUAUAACUUCUCCUCAUGAUCAAAUUAGCGGUAAAAUAUGUUUUUAA